Bursaphelenchus okinawaensis is the source of this 1626-nucleotide messenger RNA. The record is from the annotation of a GenBank genome assembly. Lineage: Eukaryota; Metazoa; Nematoda; Chromadorea; Rhabditida; Aphelenchoididae.
AUGCCGACAAAGAGCGCCGAGACCGACGAAGGACCAGUCGAUUUGCCGGUGGGAAAAGUUGUUGGUAAGAGAUUUGUUAUACAUCAAAAGUGCGGCGAAGGAGGCUGUGGAGCUGUUUAUAAGGUAAGGUUUUGUGAUUUUUAAAAUUUUUUGGAAAACCUUUAUUUCUUUUACAAAUGCAUUAAAAGCUGUAAUUUAGCAUAAAACUGAUCAAUUAUUAAUGUUUGCUUAGUGCAAAUGAGAAUAAUUUGAAAUUAUUGAGUAUUGCUUUAUCCAAAAGUUCAAUUUUUCCAAAUAUAUUGUUAUAGGCGGAAGAUCUGCAGAAAAAGAACAGGUUUUAUGCCCUAAAGGCCGAGUCCAAUACAGCCGCUGGUGGUGCUGUUUUAAAACUAGAAGUAGCGAUUCUGUCAAGGCUAAAAGGCAAAAAACACUUUGCCGACAUGAUUUAUGCUGGUAAACGCGAAAAGUACUCCUACAUGGUGAUGACAUUGUUUGGGCCGUCGCUGUCACAUAUUAUGAAGAAGAAAGUGAAAGGACCACUGAGCGUGUCGAGCACCAUUAGAGUGGGGAUUCAACUUCUUUAUUGCAUCAAAACACUUCAUGAUGUGGGUAUUGUUUGAUAGAUCAUGAUUUAGGUGUUUUUUGAUAGGUAUAACUCUUUGAAUUUAAAAAAAAAUUUAUUUAAUAAAGCUUAAAAAUUUUUUUUAGGCUGGCUACAUCCACCGUGAUAUAAAACCGGCUAAUUUGGCUAUAGGUCGUCAUUUCCCCAUGUCCAGGUUCAUCUACAUGUUGGACUUUGGGUUGUCGCGACAAUAUGUACUGACUGAGAAUGGAAAGACUUUAAUGCGACGACCAAGACAAGAUACUCUGUUUCGUGGUACUGUAAAGUACUGCUCGAUUAGUACUCAUGAAAGGAACGAACAAGGGAGGCCGGAUGAUUUAUGGUCUUUAGUCUAUUUACUGGUCGAACUUCGAGGGACGCUACCAUGGGAGAAACUAUCGUACGUUGGGUUUUUGAUAAAUACUUAUGUUUAUAUAUAGGCACAUCUAUGGGUUUGGCUAGAAGUAAAGAACCAGAGUGACUUAAAACAAUAUAAAAUAAGAUUUCAGUGAUAAGCAUGCGACGAAAGCCGCCAAGAAGAAGAUCACUGACGCUGAAUUAUUGAAGAACUGUCCUGUACAAAUGCUUGAGGUUGUAGCACAUUUACGGUAAGUUUAUUAUAUACGUUAUAGUUUUAAAACGAAGUGUCACUUUUUCAUUUUGAAAAAAAUGUAAAGUCUUUUGUAACUUAUCAAAAUGACUCCUAAAAUUGUCGUAAAAUCUAAAAUAUUUUGAGAUUGUCUUUGAACUUUAAAUUUAAAGUCAUUUUAAAAUUUUUUUUCAGAACACUGACAUACUUUAUUAGGCCUGACUAUUGCUUGAUAUACAAACUGUUUAUGGACGUAAUGAAAGAAGGCAACUUUAAGUUCACAGAUCCAUACGAUUGGGAAAAGGUUGUGUCGAGUAAGAAGACACGCAAGGAAUCAGAAUCCACGUCUCUGACGAUUCUCAAACAAAAAUUGGAUCCAGCCAAGUCUCCCAACUUCACAGACGAAGAUUUCAAGAGCAACGAUCUGGGAUUCUGA